Messenger RNA from Suillus discolor, 687 nucleotides. RefSeq lists its product as uncharacterized. Bases 226 to 615 code for a protein of 129 amino acids. Lineage: Eukaryota; Fungi; Basidiomycota; Agaricomycetes; Boletales; Suillaceae. The record is from RefSeq and is a predicted model, not a curated record. The transcript has a single exon.
AUGCUUUCCCUCGCCAUCGCUAUAUGUACGUCUAGGUUACCCAUCGUAUCUUCUGUUUUUCGCUAUCGUAUCUUCCUGGAAUUUGUCAUUAGCUAUAUAGCUAAUUUUAUGAAUGUCUCCCGUAUAGCUCCUGUUUAUUCCUUUUCUGCUUAUCUUGUCUAUUCGUUCUGUUCUCGUCCAUUCAUCUCUAUCUCUAUCUGUGUAUAUAUCACACCACUCUGAUUAAUGGCUGGAAUCACUGUUUUUUCCAUUUCAGUGUAUUUUUGUUUUUUUUCGUGUAUUUCUUCAAAUUUACUGUCUAUACAAGCAUCAUCAUUUAAAUCCAUAGACUCACUUUUGUUUCUUCAUUGUAGCCUCGGUGUUAAUGCGAAUGGUUUUCAAUGCUUAGGUAUGCUCGUCCGAAUGCUUCCGGUAAUUCUUUAUAGAACAUCUGAUGUCGAAACGACUUUUUUGCUAUUUCUUGCGCUCCAGGGGGAAUCAGAGAGGAACAUGCAACCCUUUGAUGCGAGGUCACUCGCGCUUUUCAUAUAUCGCACUCAGCGUUGCACCUUACAUUUGAUAGUACGGAAGCCAGCGUUUUGUUUAUGUACACAAUCCUGUCUACAAGAAUUCUAGGCCAACCCCUGGUGCAGCUAGCCUUUUUUGCGGCAAAGGUGGAGGAGGUCGACAGUCUACCUUCUUCAACUU